GAGUUGGUCUGAGGAGUUUGGUGGGUGAUAGAGGGAAGUUGGUUGGUUGGUGGGCCGGGUGUAAAGUGAAAGCGGGGAAAGGAGGUCAAUCAAUGAGGAACUACUACGGCUGCUAAAGGAGAAAGAGGAGGAAAGCAUCCAGGUCCACAGCCAGUCGACUCCUACAGUCUCCCAGCACAUACAUUCCUCGCUGUUGCUGGGUGCAGUUUUCUACACGGGCUGACAUUGAACUUGCACUAUUUCAAUCGUUUCGAGGAGGAGUGGUGGUUCAGCCCACCCACAAAUCCAUGUGGUGUGAUGGACCUUCUCAUCCUCACCUUUGGAAGACUGUGACGUGGACGUGACCGUGUGGUCUUUUUUACGUCCAGUUCCAUCAGACCGAAGUUACGCAGAAGGGAGAUUAAGCAGACACCCGGAAGAACUCACGGUUUGGACAUGUGAGCAGGAGGGAGUCGAAAGCAGUGAUCUCGUCCGCAGUUGCCUGCUCAACCAAGCACAAAGUCCACCGCGAAAUAUCUGCCUAAAACCAAUUUUAGUCGACAUAAUGGGAAUUGGUGACGGUGGGAAAAAAGAGAUAGGUGCGACGGACGGGGGUGAAGACUUCGGAUCUCGGUCUCUCCCUUCCUCCCCAGCUCUCCCGAACCCUGCAAGACUUGCCGACUCUAGCGAGAUACGUGACUUUGACUUCUAUGCCAAUGAAGACCUCAACAUCAUUCUAGAGGAGAACAACGGCGAGGCAGGAAACCAGGGUGGCAGUGCAGGUGCUCCUCUUGGUGGUGGUCAAACAGCUCCCAUCAAAAUGCCCUUUCCCAGUCGGAGAAGGCACUUGAGCAGUGGGGGCAGCAUCCAGACCGACAAACCCUUCUGGGCCAGGAACAGCUUCUCCGCCGACGCCGACGCCGUUUGUGGCUUCGUUCAACUCUACGUGCUGUCAGACGCUAAUGGAGAGAAGAGUAUUUCAGGAGAGCGGAAUUGGAACGAAAUUUCCCGAUGGGUGAAAUACGAGCAGGACCUCGAGGAAGGCAGUGAUCGGCUCGGAAAGCCUCACAUCGCUCCCCUCGCACAUCACUAUCUCACAAAAUUACAUCGACUUAUUGGGAAAAGCUGCACGGAACUGUUUGAUUUGGAUGAGACGGAUAUGCAAAGUAUUGUUGCCAAGGUUGUGGAAACCCUUUUGAACAAGGGCUACGUGGACAAGGAGGAGGGUGAAGGGUUGAUAAAAGACCUUCUGCUCAGCCAUCGACCAGUUUGUGACAAGAAACCCUGGUUGACAGCGCGACGUCCUUCCCUUCAGAGAGGUAUGUCUUUCAGCGACAACAUUCCAAACUCGGCAGAACGGCGACACAGUUUGCAACGUCGCGUCGUGCGUCAGGAGUCUGCGGAAGAGCAGUACAGCAAAUCCUUGUCUCCCUCGGAUCACGUUCAAGUUGAGGUAUGCGAAACUCCACCCGGAAGAGGUGAAAGGCGGAGAAGGGGGACGCUUUCUAGCCUGGUUCGGUUUUUUUCGACGGAAAACGUUGACGAGGACGGCGGAGAUCAGCCCUUCCUCCCGUUCUCACUCCAAGCCGAGUCCACCUUGAUAUUUGUCCGGGGAGGGUACAAGAGGAGGAACGGGAGCAUCAUCCUCGUCCGAUUAGCAAACGCCGUGGUUUUGGACAGUGACCAGCAGUUUCCAAUUCCGACGCGUUUCAUUGCGAUAAUCCUGUGUCCCGUGGGAGGAGACGAGGACUUUAUUGAAGUGGGAAAAUCCUUUGGGACUCUCAUGUCCAACACUAGGUUCUACCAAAACCUUCAGACGGCCCAAGACCCUAUUCACGUGCAAAAAGCAGUCAACGAAUUUCUGGACGAAUCCAUCAUUCUUCCUCCGGGGAAGUGGUACGGACAAAACUUUUACGACCUCCUCCCCGUACACGUUCUCGAAGUGAAAUGCGAUCUUAUUUAUCGCCAAAGAGCGAAAGAAGGGUCCCAAGUACUUCAUCGAGUGGGAACUUCCGUCGCUGACGGUUUUGGAGUUGCUCCAUUUGACACAGCGCCGCCAUGUAAAUCAGCUGAGAAGGUUCCGGGUCCAUUUGUGUGGACGCGUCGACCGUUCGGAGGACUGAUCAAUGACAUCAAGAGGAGAUUUCCACUGUACAAGUCGGAUAUAUGUGAUGGUCUCAACUCGCAAACGGUCGCUGCCACAAUCUUUCUCUACUUUGCAGCCAUUGCUCACAACGUAACGUUUGGAGGGCUACUCGGCCAAAAGACAAAUGGAUUGAUCGGAGUACCUGAAACGUUAGUCGCUGCUGCACUCAGUGGAAUUGUAUUCGCUCUCUUUUCAGGACAGCCCUUGAAUGUCAUCGCGCCGACUGGACCUCUGCUUGUGUUUGACGAGUUGUUGUACAAAUUCAUGGAACGGAACGACAUUGAGUUUCUGCCGGCCAGGGUGUGGAUCGGAGUCUGGGUCGUCGUCAUAGCUUUGAUCGUCGUCGGCUUCGAGGGGAGCAUUUUCACAAAGCAUUUUUCUCGCUUCACAAUGGAAACGUUUUCUGCACUCAUCUCCGUCAUCUUUGCGUACGAGAGUCUCGAGAGCCUUAUCCAUGUCUAUAAGGAUCAUCCCUUGUCGAAACCCAGCAUGACGGAUUUCGAAAUAUCACUGAACAAUGGGACUUCCCCCGCGUCUGGUGAGGAUGACGCCCCGUUGCGUGAACCAAAUACAGCUUUGUUGUCAACAUUCCUCAUGUUUGGCACCUUCUACGUCGCUUUUCAAUUGAAACAUUUGCGUUACUCAAACCUCUUCGCUCCAAAGGUUCGAAUCACUUUGAGCGACUUUGCCGUUCCGAUUUCAAUCAUGAUUAUGGUUGGGAUUGACUUUGGGAUUGGGGACGUGUUCACGACCAAGAUAAAGGUGCCCACGGGUCUCGAGCCAACGACACCCUCCCUCCGCGGAUGGAUUAUAUCGCCAUUCGGCGUUUGGAAGCCGUACAAUCCUUGGAUGCCAGUGAUCACUAUUUUGCCAGGAGCACUCGUCUUCUUGCUCAUGUUCAUGACAGUCGAGAUUUGCGAAAAAAUAAUGCUGGGGAGGGAGCUGCAAAAAGGUUGCGGACUUCAUUUGGAUCCUUUAAUUCUUGCUGUGACAAAUCUACUCUGCGGAGUCUUUGGCUUUCCUUGGGUCUCGGUUGCUACUUUGAAGGCGCUUGCCCAUAUAUCUGCUCUGACGGUUUAUUCAAAGAAUCAACCCCCUGGCAUUCUCCCCACGGUCGUUAAAAUCAGAGAAAACCGCAUGUCUGGCCUGGUGAUGAGCAUUAUGAUCGGCUUGUCAAUCUUCAUGGCUCCCGUUCUGAAACGCAUCCCGAUGCCAGUUUUAUUUGGAGUUUUUCUGUACAUGGGAAUCACGUCCUUCAUCCCCACUCAACUCUAUGACCGACUGCUCCUCUUCCUGACGCCCGUUGAUGCUCAUCCACAAACAAUAUAUGUCAGAAGGGUGCCGACGUGGAAAAUCCACAUGUACACUUCGAUCCAGAUCCUGUCUCUCGCAGCAUUGUGGUGUGUCAAAUCAGUGAAGCAGAUCGCCCUGUUCUUUCCUCUGAUCCUCAUCCUCUUGGUCCCCAUUCGACGCAGCUUGACGCUCUUUUACAGUGAGAGCGAGUUGGAAGCGUUGGAUGGGGAAGCAGCUCCCCCUGUAAUUCAAGCUCCCCCAGCAAAGGCUCCCAGUGAAGGCAGGGAGGUGGCAAUCACCAAAUGAGACUAAUACAUGCCCACCCCCCACUGGCAAAUAUGCAUUGCCAGUGACGAAACAAUUCUCACAUAUUAUUGACGACGACGAAUUCUGCAUACUCAACAAUAAAUAGUGUCCACCAAGGGUUGCAUAGUUUGUGAGCUGCAUUGUGUACAUGGUAUUUGUAGCGAAUAGUUUUAAAGUUGGCCUAGAAUAUUCCGUCAGUUUAUAUAUUCAUGAUGACGACGAUAACUUAUUAUUAACUUAUUAAAUCUGUAUUCUUCAUCCUCUUGAAACCAGUUACCUGUUCUUGACAAAUAGUAAAAAAAAGUAUUGUACUUAACUUCUGCUCCAUCGAUCACCGAUUUUAUUAAAGAAUGGCAAUAAAGGUUGUGUUGUUUAUAGCG
Molecule: messenger RNA, 4104 nt
Organism: Folsomia candida
Lineage: Eukaryota; Metazoa; Arthropoda; Collembola; Entomobryomorpha; Isotomidae
Product: anion exchange protein 3
Exons: 27
Coding region: 545-3724 (1059 amino acids)
Biological process (GO): regulation of intracellular pH; transmembrane transport; bicarbonate transport
Cellular component (GO): plasma membrane
Molecular function (GO): monoatomic anion transmembrane transporter activity; solute:inorganic anion antiporter activity
Source: RefSeq, a predicted model, not a curated record